Ipomoea triloba (trilobed morning glory) is the source of this 1461-nucleotide messenger RNA. RefSeq lists its product as uncharacterized. The record is from RefSeq and is a predicted model, not a curated record. Bases 1 to 1461 code for a protein of 486 amino acids. Lineage: Eukaryota; Viridiplantae; Streptophyta; Magnoliopsida; Solanales; Convolvulaceae. The transcript has a single exon. Gene Ontology annotation, molecular function: RNA-DNA hybrid ribonuclease activity; nucleic acid binding.
AUGACGGGACGGGGGAUCGAGCCAAACCCCGAGAAGGUCAGAGCGAUAAUGGAGAUGCAACCCCCCCGAUCAGUCAAGGAUGUUCAGCGACUGACCGGUCGACUAGCAGCGCUUAGCCGUUUCUUAUCCAAGUCAGCCGAAAAGUCUCUACCGUUCUUUCAGAUUUUGAAAAAAUCGAAUGGCUUUGAGUGGACGCCGGCGUGUCAAUCGGCUUUUGAAGAUUUGAAGGUGUACUUGAGCUCCGCACCAGUCCUCUCGAAGCCAGAGAAAGAUGAGGUCUUGUUCGUUUAUUUGGCUGUGUCCGACCGAGCGGUCAGCUCCGUACUCGUCCGUGAAGAAAACAAGGGAAUCCAGAAGCCGAUCUACUACGUGAGCAAAGCUCUUCAAGGACCGGAGUUGAGGUACACAAAAUUUGAGAAGACAUCGUUAGCGCUCUGGGUAACAGCCAGAAGACUUGCAGCCUACUUCCAGGCUCACCCGAUAGUAGUGCUAACCGAUCAACCGUUGGGAACGAUCCUCAGGAAUCCAACAUCGUCAGGGCGACUAAUCAAAUGGGCUAUGAUGCUCACCCAGUUCGCGAUUGAGUAUAAGCCCCGUCCUGCCAUCAAGAGUCAAGCAUUGGUUGAUUUCAUUGUCGAAUGCACCGCACGCGACCCAGAACCCGACCGACCGACUGCACUGGAAGAACCGUGGUGGGAAGUUUCUACUGAUGGGUCGUCAAGCAAAAAGGGAUGUGGGGGUGGAAUUGUGCUCACCUCCCCUGAGGGCUUCAAGAUUUAUCAAGCCUUGAUUUUUAAAUUCCAACCUACCAACAACGAAGCAGAAUACGAGGCGCUUAUCGGCGGGUUGCGACUGGCUAAGCAGAUGAAGGCCGAACGGUUAAGGGCACGAUCAGACUCCCGACUGAUAAUCGGACAGCUAUCCAGCACGAUCGAUGCAAAGGAGGACCGGAUGAUACAGUACAAGGAUAUUGCGCUCGAACUAUUACAACAAUUCAAAAAAUACGAGCUGAUCCAAAUACCAAGGAUGGAGAACACGGACGCUGACAUGCUCUCCAAGUUGACUCAAGAAGCUCCUGAAUACGUGUCCAAGAUCGCACGCAUUGAAGAAAUCGGAGCGCCAAGCAUUGACAUCAUAGAGGUCCGACCGGUCGAGAUAGGCGAGCCAGACUGGAUGUACGACUUGAAGAAUUACAUCGCCAACGGCACUAUACCUGACGACUCCUCCCGGGCAAAGAAAGUUAAGUUGAGGGCACCGCGCUUCCAAUUGGUCGAUGAUAGACUCUACAAAAGAUCAUAUGGUGGACCGCUUCUUCGGUGUUUAACCAGCGACGAGGCGAAAAUUGUGAUGGAAGAAGUUCAUGAGGGGAUCUGUUCUGCCCAUCAAGGACCGAGAACACUCGCGCAAAAGAUCAUUCUGAUGGGUUAUUACUGGCCUUCGAUCAACUUGGAUUGCGAGUAG